AUGAACGGUUCUACCAAUGCCAACGAUGGUAAGGCAGUCAACGGAGCACCCGAACACAGCACUGUACUAGUCGUUGGAGGAGCAGUAGUUGGCUGCUUUACAGCUCUCAAGCUCGGUCAGGCUGGAAUUGAUGUGACAAUCAUCGAGAGACAACCUACCACCAGCGACAGCCCACGGGCCGUUGGAUACUAUGGGGCAGCACAACUGUUUAUGGAUGAAGUUGGAGUGUACAAGUUCGUUCGCGAUGAGGGCUUCAUGACGCGUGGGCUGUGUUGGAGAAAAAGACCAACAGACGAUGGUAAAGGUGGAAAGCAACUAGGAGAUGUGAUUGCACGCCAGCACCUAUGUGCUCCAGACGAGACCGUCUUCGAAGUGAGUGCUGGACAGUUGAAUCUCCCACAAGCGGAUUUGAAUAAAAUUGUCCUUCGGCAAGCCCUGAAGACUGGCCAUGUCAAACUCCAUUUCAAUACAGAACUUGUCUCCAUCCUACACAACGAGGGGAAAGACGUCACUGUCCUUGUGAGAGACAUCAAUACAAACGUGGAACGCAAGUUGACUGCGACUUACUUGGUUGGUGCUGAUGGUGCAAGGUCGCAAACACGAAAGGCUCUUGGUAUUGCGUUUGCAGGCCAUACUUGGCCGGAGAGGUUGAUAGCCACGAAUGCCCUAAAGUACAACGAGAUUCAAGUCGACCUCCCCACUUGGUACACCAUGGACAGAGUUCAUUAUACAAUUACAACACCCCUGGAAGAGCCGGUGCUCGGAAAGAAAACCCUCUGGAGGUAUACUAUUGCUGCGGAUCCUGCAGAUACGAGACCGGAUGAGGAGCUCAUAAGCGAUGAAAACAUUUUCAAGCACUACGAAAAUGUGAUGUCCGGGCCCAGACCUCUGCAGGUCCAGAUUGAAGCUAGGUCGACAUAUCGCAUUCACCAACGUCUUGCCUCAACAUUGAGAAAAGGCAAUUGUCUUCUAGCAGGUGAUGCUGCGCAUGUUAACAAUCCUUAUGGAGCGCUAGGUCUCAACACUGGCAUUCUGGAUGCGGACGCUCUGGCUGAGGCACUGAUCAUGAUUCUGAAGGAGCAGUAUCCCCCCUCCUUACUGGACAUCUAUUCCGACGAGCGCCGCAAAGUCUUUCAAUUCUUCGUCGAUCCAACCUCGACUCAGAACAAAUUACGAGUUCACUCGAAUCACGAAGAUGAAGCCGUCCAAAAUGAUUGGUUCUUCCGCCUGUUGCAGAACCCGACAUACCAGGAGUUGAAGGAAAUGGCCAAGCCAUAUUUUGAGACUUGGAGGACGAAUAUCAGGAAAUUGGCUGAAGUUAUCCAGCUUGGGUCCCCAAUUCAUCAAUGA
This is a messenger RNA of Exophiala bonariae, 1350 nucleotides long. RefSeq lists its product as uncharacterized. The record is from RefSeq and is a predicted model, not a curated record. The transcript is spliced from 2 exons. Lineage: Eukaryota; Fungi; Ascomycota; Eurotiomycetes; Chaetothyriales; Herpotrichiellaceae. Bases 1 to 1350 code for a protein of 449 amino acids. Gene Ontology annotation, molecular function: FAD binding; oxidoreductase activity.